AUGAAGCGACAGGUCAGAGAACGAGUCAAAGACAGCAACACAACCAAUGGUUAUGGUGAGGGAGAGCACUUCCACGUGGCUCCAGUAGCGGCCGGUCUCGUGCCAAAUUUUAGCUACUCAGUGGCUGGAAGUGCCUUUUAUGAUCGACGCGUUGCAGAAGCACCGGAAUCACCAGAUCCAAACGACCAAGUCAUAGAGAAUGUGGUUGGAGGAGAAACCCCUUCCCGCCAGCCAUCCUCCAGCGACAGCAUUGUCUCCAACCAUCUCAAUACCCUCCUUUUAGAGACUCUCAGCAAAUCCCAAAUCGACCUUCUCAACGCCAUUCUCACCACUCCUCCAAACAACCCGGCCUCAACCCCAACACCAUUCCGCCUAACGCACUCCCUCCACGCUCUACUCCUGCACUUACAAGACCGCAUCCUCUACGCCGAAGCCGACCUACUCCCCCAACUCUGCACCGCCCUCGAGCGCAAAACCCACACCAUUGACGUCCAAAGCGCCGAAAUCCUAAAACUCGAUAAUCAAAUCACUCAACUCAAAGCCACCGUUGAUUUUGGUAGCAACACCUUGACCAGCUGCUGGACGCGCGACUGGGAAAUGUGGCGCACCUUGACCGGCAUCCGAGCAGGGCGGCGACGCGAAUGGUGGGAUUUCAGGCGUACAAGGGUGUCUGAGGAUGUGGAUAACGGACAGCAGUUUUCAGGCAGGGAGUUGGAUGCGUUGGUUAUGAUUGCGGAACAGAAUGUGAGUGUUUUGAGGGAGGAUGUCGAGGAUAUGGUGGAGAAGGUUGAAGGGUGCAAGAGAGCUUCUGCAACGCGCCCGGUUGGGGAGGAGGAGGUUGAGCCGGAGGAGGGGAGUUGGAGGGAUGUUUGA
This is a messenger RNA of Parastagonospora nodorum SN15, 873 nucleotides long. RefSeq lists its product as hypothetical. The record is from RefSeq and is a predicted model, not a curated record. NCBI's taxonomy places the organism in Eukaryota, Fungi, Ascomycota, Dothideomycetes, Pleosporales, Phaeosphaeriaceae. Bases 1 to 873 code for a protein of 290 amino acids. The transcript is spliced from 2 exons.